AGGCACGUGCUUUGAGUUGCUAGCAGUCACCCGAGUCCAAACGGCAGCGCAACUAGUAGCUGCAGUUUAUCCGUGCCUCAACACGUCUCCUAACAUUGCGGAAAUAACUCCCGUUGACAUAUCAGCUAUUAUUGAUCUCAGCCGAGUCCCAACAGCACCUCCAGGGCUCACCUCAACCAAGAGACCCAUCAUCCAUUCCAUUCCAUCUCGACUCUCAACAUGGCCACCCGCAGAAUACUCUCCCAGGAGAAGACCCUCAUUGAGAAAGAUGACACCGUCGGCUCAAGCCCAGCAGCAAAUGAGAAGUCCAACAUAGCCCCGGCCGUUCCGACAUCCGUCAUAAUGAAACUCCUCGCCUUUACUCUCGGCAUGAUCGUGAUCCCGAUCGGUUCAUACUUCCUGACAGUAGACACGGUCUUCAUGGGGAACUCAACAUAUGCGGGAGUUUUGGCAGCUAUCAUGGCCAACGCAGUCCUCAUCGGCUACAUCUUCGUUGCCAUGGCCGAGGACCAGUCCGAACAGCUGCCGCAGCAGGCAGCGGCGAAGGGCCCAGGCCAAGAAGGGAAGAAGGACCGGUAAACAGUCUAUCCCUUUUGUCCAUGUACGCAUAAUGUUCUAUUAUAGGGAGUAAAAGGGGCUUUAUUUACGGUGAACAUCUCGGAACUGAUUUUGAAUGAAAAGAAAGAGCCUGUAGUAAUGUGCCCAUCGCUUGCUGUCAUUAGACAAGGGUUGCGGGUGAGGUCUAGCUGGUGUGCAGUACCGACCAACUUGGAUUAGGAUUAGGAUACAUGAUAAGGUAUGUUCCCCCAUGGACUAAGGUACUUCUCCCUCCUAUCUGUAUCUCUUGAAGGCAUUCGUGCCCCAUAUAAACAACACAAAUGUAGAGAACAAGGAGAGAGAGGCAGUACGAGAGCGACAGCGCGGGGAGAAAUCAG
Molecule: messenger RNA, 935 nt
Organism: Parathielavia appendiculata
Lineage: Eukaryota; Fungi; Ascomycota; Sordariomycetes; Sordariales; Chaetomiaceae
Exons: 3
Coding region: 220-579 (119 amino acids)
Biological process (GO): vacuolar proton-transporting V-type ATPase complex assembly
Cellular component (GO): endoplasmic reticulum membrane
Source: RefSeq, a predicted model, not a curated record